UUUUUUUUUUUUUUUGAAAUAUAGUAUAAUGUAAUAAUUCUUGGCCUACUUAUCGCCCCUACUCAUUGCCAAUGUUAAUUUGUUUUAUUGGAAACGUUUAGAUAAACUAUUAAUAUUUAAACAACUACCCUAAAUAAUAAUAAUAUUAUUAUCUUUUAUUAUAUGUCAUAAUUUCAAUUAUUAUAAUACCAAAUAUUUAGAAGUGGUGAAGAAUAUUUACAAGGGCGAAGGUGCAGCCAACAAUGCCCAAAAAGUAGACUUCCUUUCAGCUUCUUCAUUUUCAGCAUCUGUUUCGAUAAGAAGAAGAACGAACCCUCUUCCCCCAAAUCCCCUUCUACGCGACUUUCAUCCAACAGGUAUCAUGAUUAAGCUGUUCAAAGUCAAGGAGAAACAGCGGGAGCUUGCUGAAAAUUCCAACGGGAAGCCUCCUGUUAAGAAGCAAAGUGCGGGCGAGUUGCGUCUCCACAAAGAUAUAAGUGAACUAAAUCUACCGAAGACGUGCAGCAUAUCUUUCCCAAACGGGAAAGAUGAUCUCAUGAACUUUGAAGUAACUAUUCGCCCUGAUGAUGGAUACUAUAUAGGUGGCACCUUUACAUUCACCUUCCAGAUAUCAUCCAUCUAUCCUCAUGAAGCACCAAAGGUCAAAUGCAAAACAAAGGUAUAUCAUCCCAACAUCGAUUUGGAUGGAAACGUGUGCCUCAACAUUCUCCGUGAAGACUGGAAGCCGGUCCUCAACAUAAACACCAUAAUCUAUGGCUUGUAUCAUUUAUUCACUGAGCCGAACCAUGAGGAUCCACUUAACCGAGAAGCAGCUGCGGUGUUGAGAGACAACCCAAAGAUGUUCGAAUCGAACGUUCGGAGAGCAAUGGCAGGUGGGUAUGUGGGCCAGACAUUCUUCACCAGGUGCAUAUAGAGGUAGCACAACCAUAGCCAGCCACAUGAGCAAUAAGAUGGGUUUAUGGUUUGUUUGUGGUUGGCAUAAAUGUCUUGGUUUAUUUAAACUGUGUACCAAAGGGUCUUUUUGAUUUUGGGGACAAAAUGCUGUGUUUGUAUGAUGCUCUUUUAAGUGUAACUUUGUUGGAUACCCAUUCUUUUGGGUCACUUGUCUUGUAAAACUAUGUGUUUCUUGGAAGAUAAAAGAUUAUGCUAUCUUUUACUCAUUAAAUUCAAACAAAGGUCCAAGGUUUGAUGCCA
Messenger RNA from Helianthus annuus (common sunflower), 1194 nucleotides. RefSeq names its product NEDD8-conjugating enzyme Ubc12. The coding region runs from base 362 to 913 and encodes 183 amino acids. The transcript is spliced from 6 exons. The record is from RefSeq and is a predicted model, not a curated record. Lineage: Eukaryota; Viridiplantae; Streptophyta; Magnoliopsida; Asterales; Asteraceae.